This is a messenger RNA of Penicillium brasilianum, 2760 nucleotides long. Lineage: Eukaryota; Fungi; Ascomycota; Eurotiomycetes; Eurotiales; Aspergillaceae. The record is from the annotation of a GenBank genome assembly.
UGGGAGAAUAUGUCCAUCGUCUCAGCGAUGCACUUUCCUUCUCUGCCCAUGUCGCAGGUCACAAUCACACCCACGUCGCCAGUCUCAAUGUUGACUUUGCGUGCGGACCCCUGCCAUCCUGGCUUCCCACCCUAUGCGAUCAUUCAGCUUCUUGAUUGAUCUUCUACUCCCAUCUCCAUCAGCGGCCCGAAACAGGCACUGAGUGGGAACGUACCUUCUGGCCCUUCUGGCGCUUGGCCGACUGAUUGGCGUUACCUGGCAUACUACGCUUCUCUCCAGCCAUGAGUGGAAUGAAGAGUCUUGAAUCGGGGUGGUUCUCUCCCAAAGAUGAGUCCCGAAGUUGCUUUUGUGUGGUCCCCUGGUCGUUGAUCAAUCGGGUUUAGCGUGCGGAUCGACUCGAGUCGGUCUUUGGGGAAAGCUUAUUGCCUGUUUACAUUUUUUGACUUCAGUUUCACGAGGGCUAACUCAGUGUAUGGUUGAAUGUUCAAUCGGGUUAAAUUGAACAUACAAUCGGAUCGGUCAAUCCAACAAAUCAUGCCAACGGUUCACCAUCCCCGUGGGACGAUAGCGGUCAUACAAUCCGGUGGUAGCGUGGCAUGACAUCAACGGUCCGAUCAUGACGUAGUCCUGCUGCUUCUAAGCAUCGUUCAAGCUUAUCAGAAGUCCAAAGGCCCAUUCUAAGAAUGAUCCGGCAAGCCGGGUGCCUUGUUUUCCUGUUUCAAGUGUUCCGAUUGCUCCGUAUCAUCUUGAUGUAAAAAAGUCCAUCAUGGCGUCCAAUGAUAUUGCUACGCGGGAGCUGGAGAAUCCCAUCGACCUCACUGAAUACCUGUUUCGACGUUUGCACGAGGUCGGCAUUCGCGCGGUUCACGGUGUUCCCGGCGACUACAAUCUCGCGGCUCUCGAUUACCUUCCCAAGUGCGGGCUCGACUGGGUCGGAAACUGCAACGAGCUCAACGCUGGCUACGCGGCCGAUGGCUACGCACGUGUGAAGGGUAUCAGUGCUCUGAUCACCACCUUUGGUGUCGGUGAACUCUCGGCUCUGAACGCCAUUGCUGGCGCAUACUCUGAGUUCGUUCCGAUCGUCCACAUCGUGGGUCAGCCAACCACCCAAUCGCAAAGGGAUGGGAUGUUGCUGCAUCACACUCUUGGAAAUGGCGAUUUCAACGUAUUCAAUAAGAUGAGCGCGUCAAUCUCUUGCUACGUUGCCCACCUGAAUGACCCUCGUGAUGCGGCGACUCUAGUCGAUAGCGCGAUCCGCGAGUGCUGGAUUCGCAGUCGCCCAGUCUACGUCACUCUCCCCACCGAUAUGAUUGCCGCCAAGGUCAACGGAAACCGCCUGAAGCAGCCUAUUGACCUGUCUCUACCCAAAAACGACCCCGAGAAGGAGGACUAUGUGGUUGACGUGGUCCUCAAGUAUCUCCACGCGGCCAAGAAUCCAGUUAUCUUGGUGGACGCUUGUACUAUCCGUCACCGUGCCCUGGAAGAGGUACAACGGCUGGUUGAGGCUUCUGGCCUACCUACUUUUGUCGCUCCCAUGGGUAAGGGUGCAGUCAAUGAGUCCCUCAAGAAUUUCGGCGGUGUCUAUGCUGGAAAUGGCUCUAACCCCGGCGUGAGGGAGGUGGUCGAGUCUUCAGACCUCAUUUUGAGCAUCGGUGCCAUCAAGUCUGACUUUAACACGACGGGAUUCACCUAUCGCAUUGGUCAGCUGAACACGAUCGACUUCCACAGCAAUUAUGUGCGCGUGCGGUAUUCCGAGUACCCGGAUAUCAACAUGAAAGGCGUUCUUCGCAAGGUCGUUGAUCGCAUGGGCAAGCUAAACCUCUCUCCCAUUCCGCAAAUCGCCAACAAGGUUCCUGCGAGCGAGCAGAAUUCAAGCCAGACCAUCAAUCAUGCCUGGCUGUGGCCAACCGUUGGUCAGUGGCUCAAGGAGAAGGACAUUGUUAUCACGGAGACAGGUACUGCCAACUUUGGUAUCUGGGACACUCGGUUCCCCGCCCAUGUCACGGCAAUCAGCCAGGUGCUUUGGGGAAGUAUUGGGUAUUCAAUGGGCGCUUGCCAGGGUGCCGCGCUGGCCGCCAAGGAACAGAAUAACCGCCGUACCAUCCUUUUCAUUGGAGAUGGAAGCACCCAGCUGACAGUUCAAGAGCUCAGCACGAUGCUCCGGAAUAAGUUGAAUCCUACUGUAUUCGUUAUUUGUAACGAAGGCUACACUAUUGAGCGAUACAUUCAUGGAUGGGAUGAGGGCUACAAUGAUAUCCAGCCCUGGGAUUAUGCCAAUAUUCCCAAGGUUUUCGGAGCUCAGGAGGAUUACAAGAGCUACCGCAUCAAGACCAGAGACGAAUUGAAGAACUUGUUCGCCGAUAAAGACUUCAGCAAUCCAAGCAGUCUUCAGCUGGUUGAGCUGUACAUGCCUCGCGAUGAUGCUCCGGCUGCCUUGAAGUUGACCGCCGAGGCCGCGGCCGCGCGCAACAAAUAAGCAAAUUUUGUCGCGAAGCAGCGUCGCAAGCCGCCACUAAAUUAUAAUAAGCAUUUUCCCAUGCUGUCUGAUGUGCUUUGCCAGCAUUGUGCAUCACCCUAGCUGCACCGUUAUCUUCUCAGCAAAUUGCUUCCAAAGGGUCUGUGCAUACACGAGUGCAACUCUCCAUAUGGUUGGGAUCAUGAUUUACGUCCCCAUAGUCGUUUUUAAUUCGAACUUCUCAUCUCCAUUUCAUCGAUAAGAAAAUCGCAAAGUAUUUGAGUCUAGAUCGCUGUAUUUCCCGC